Molecule: messenger RNA, 1101 nt
Organism: Periophthalmus magnuspinnatus
Lineage: Eukaryota; Metazoa; Chordata; Actinopteri; Gobiiformes; Gobiidae
Gene: cd59a
Product: CD59 molecule (CD59 blood group)
Exons: 5
Coding region: 153-506 (117 amino acids)
Source: RefSeq, a predicted model, not a curated record
CUAACCAUUUAACCCACUCUGAGAAGGUGUGGCCUCAGUGGCGUGGUGAUGAUGUCACUGAGAGCCAGCUGUCAAUCAAAUCUGACUCAAAGAGCGUCUGGUACAAGACUGAACCAGGACUGAACCGGGACUAAACCAGAUGUGAAGUGAAGAUGAAGCACUCCUUGGGUCUGACUCUGGUUCUGCUCAGUGCUCUGCUGAGUCUAGGACAGUGCAUUCAGUGCUACAGUUGUCAGGAUUACACCGGCUCUUGCUCCAAAACCAAAGUCUGUUCUCAGGACGAUGCCUGUCUCACCCUCAAGGCCAGAGGAGGAGACACGUAUCGCUCCUGUAUGAAAUACGACAAGUGUGAAUUUGAUCAUCUGUCCAUUGUCUACUCUCAGAUCCCCAGCUUCACGUUUGACUGUUGCACCACAAACCUGUGUAACUCCGCCCCCGCUGCCUCAGCCAGCAUUCUGGUUGGUCUGCUCUGCUCGCUGCUUGCCAUGUGGUGGACCGCCCACUAAGGCCCAUAUAAGGAGAGCACAAAACCCCGCGUCCCUCUUCACUAAUUAAAAUAUAAUGAACUCAAUACUGGAUUAAACCUGGACUGAACCAAGACUGGACCAGGACUAAACCUGGCUCUUGGUUGGUUGUGCCAAUGAACCGCUUUGUCUGUGGAGGCCCAACUUUUGACAUGUUUAAACUGCUGCAGUUUUCAGAAUAAAUCCAGAUCUCAGUGUUAAGAAGAAACUUUGUUUAUGUAUCACUUUAUUAUAGUAAUAUAUAAGUUCAAGUUUUUAUAAUUUCAGUGUUAAGCAUUCUUCUCUUAGUUUAACAGAGAGAAGAAUGCUUAACAUGUUUGGAAACAAAGGGACAUUUCAAACCAUUUAUUUCUAAUUAUUCAAAGCAGAAAAAGCACUGAUAUUUUUAGGUUGUUUUUAGAUUAUAUUUUUGUUAUUCUAAAUGAUUGUUAUGAGCUUGAAUCCAAUUACUUUAAUGUGCAAUAUGAAAUAUUCAUAUUUCCUUGACUAACAGCUGAAUGAAAACCUGCGCUUCAGCCAAAUGUUUUUAUGUCUUUUGCUAAAUAAAUUUGACAAUAAAGAGAUUAAACCACUGGCA